GUGUGGGGCCGCGGGGAGGGCCCCGGGCCCCAGCCCCCGCCUCCCGCCCCAUAAAAGCGGCGGCCGGGGCCGGCGGGCGCCCUGCUGGCAGCAGGCAUGUCGUCCGUCAGGGUGGAGUGCGUGGUGAGCAGCGGCUUCGGCAUCGGCGAGUCGCCGGUGUGGGACGAGAAGGAGGGCGCCCUGCUCUGCGUCGACAUCCCGGGCCGGCGGGCCUGCCGCUGGAGCCCCGGCAGCGGGCAGCUGCAGGCCGUGCCCCUGGAUGCUCCUGUGAGCUCCGUGGCUCUUCGGAAAUCGGGGGGUUAUGUCGUCACCCUGGGCACCAGGUUCGCUGCUUUGAACUGGAAGGAGCAGCAGGUAACCACCAUCGCGCACGUGGACAAGGAUAAACCAAACAACCGAUUCAACGACGGGAAGGUGGAUCCCGCCGGGAGGUAUUUCGCAGGUACGAUGGCUGAGGAGAUUCGACCUGCUGUGCUGGAAAGGAACCAAGGCUCUCUGUAUACACUUUGCCCCGACCUCUCCGUAGUGAAGCACUUUGAUCGGGUGGACAUUUCUAAUGGGCUGGACUGGUCGCUGGAUCACAAAACCUUCUUUUACAUUGACAGCUUGUCCUACUCGGUGGAUGCCUUUGAUUAUGAUAUCCAAACUGGAAAAAUUGACAACCGCAGGAGUGUAUACAAACUGGAGAAAGAGGAGAGCAUUCCUGAUGGGAUGUGCAUUGAUACGGAAGGCAAACUCUGGGUAGCUUGCUACGAUGGUGGAAGAGUGAUUCGUCUUGACCCCGAGACAGGGUCUUUCUGAGCUGGAUGUGGUGUCUGGUGCACCUCUAACUGCCAGUGCAUUUCUCAUCCAUGAACUUGUCCUGUCUCCCUUAAACCACGUGAAGCCCUGAGCACCCACGGCGAACAGCAGCAAGAAGUUUCACAGGCUGCGUGUCCACGUCAGAAGGAGCCUUCUUUCUUUUGAAGUAGUCUGUGAAAUCUGAACUUUGCACAAUUCCGAGGGAACUGUGACUGCUUAGGGAGGUGAACCAGAUGGGUUUGAAGAUGACUCCAUGAAAAAUCUCUCAGGUGCAGAUUUUCUGGCAUCUCCAGGAAGAUGAUGCCCAUCUCAGAGUUCUGUAAACAACACCUUCCAGGCUGUCCUUGCUGAGACCUCUCUGGAAGCACAGUCAGGGUCUCUCCCCUUAUCUCAGGGGCUCAUGCCUCUUCUCCUACAGCACGUUUUCUCUCUCUGAAUGCCAUUCUUGCUCCUUUUUGCCCAGACUUGCUGUGAGCCAAUUGCUAGGGUGGCCUCUGGAGUGUUGUAUAAGACACCGUGUAACCCAUGCAGCCAUGUAAUCCCUCUACUUCCAGCUGACUGGAUAACCACAAAGUGCUGCGGGUGCCAGUUGGCAGGAGCAUCGCCUUGGAGCUCGCUUUGGUCCUCAUCAUUCCCAAGCAGCGGACAGGACUUGCUCUCUCCCAGUUUUCUACAUAUUUCUAUAUAUUUUGCUCUUCUUAGGGGAAAAAAGGAGGUAACCAGAUCUGUCUAUAAUCUCUGACACUCUGAGCAGCAUUACACUGAUUGUGAUUGUGA
Messenger RNA from Anas platyrhynchos (mallard), 1578 nucleotides. Lineage: Eukaryota; Metazoa; Chordata; Aves; Anseriformes; Anatidae. The record is from RefSeq and is a predicted model, not a curated record.